GCCUACAGUUUUGCAACGGCUAGCAACUGCACCGGUAAGCAGUUGUAAAUCUGGGGAAAAUUGUUUUCCAUUUCGGCAAGCAGAAUUCAACGGACGGAACAAGGAUUAGCUUGACAGAGACAGGCCUCUAAAUAGUAGACAGAACGUAGAAAUUCUCGGAACCCGUAACAAGGAUGAACCAGGGUCCUGGCAUCGUCGCCAUCAUCCGUACCUUGUGUCUUGCCAUCUUUGCCACCCAAUUACUGGUGCUGCCAUUGAUGCUGAUAGUUUCGGAGGCGGAGGCAAAUGAUGCCGGAAUCCUCAAAUCCGACCAGGCAUCGGCAACAACACCAACGAAAGGAAAGACAGCAACAACGGCAACCGUCAAAGCCAAGAGCAAGGCCGUUCAGCCAACUACCACCACCAUUAAGCCAAAAACAACAGUAAAGACAACGAAGAAACCAAAAGAAAACAUCAUGAUAACGGUAAAGGGCACCAUCGAUGAGGACCUCAGCGAUCUGGAUUCGUUCGACGAUGCCGAUGAUUUCGGAGACAUUUGGGGCGAUGUCGAGAAACCACCGGCCACAUUCGGGCGUGAAUUUGAUCUGAAACCGAACCAAAUCUCGCCGGAAUGUAUCCCGGAUGACAGCUUCCUGCCGGUGCUCGAACUUCCGGAGGAUUUGGUACCGGAAAUGUUCUACCGCAGUCCCACGAAUGGGACCGGCCCUGCCCAAGCUGAAAAAUCCACUGGAAGCGAAGAAGAUCCCGGUUUGAUUAAAUCCCUCAUUUCGUCAAUAACUUCGGCUUUAAGUUUGGAGGGGUUGAAAAAUCUUCUCGAAUCGGUCAGAAAACAACUUCAACUGUUGACUGACCGUUUCAAAGUCAAAACAGCCGAAUCACUGCAAUCGAUCCGGACAACCAUGGACCAAGCUUCAAAUAGUAUAAAAAAAGUUAUCACCACUCCGGAUGAAAACUGGGACAAAUCGAAUUGCAAUGAAAAGGUUAAAGAAUGCAUCGAAAAAGUAAAUAAAGAGUUCAAAACGUUUGAAAAUAACCUUCGAAAUGAAAUCAAACUUUGUACAGAUCGUUUCAAAGGCGCCGUCAACGAGAGAAAGAGCAAAAUUGAGGAAAUCAAUAAAAGUACGGAACAAACGCUGGGUGAUUUAACAAGUUGUUUAAACAACCCUCCACCAUCUGUAACGUCAAUUUUGUCAUCUUUAUUGAAAACCGGAAAAUGUACCGUUAAUCAGGUCUCAUCCAGGACCUCGUCCACGCUGAAGGAUUUCUCCAGCAAGGUGCUGAGCCAGGAAGCUGCACUGUCCAGCAAGACGGAGCAAGCCAACCAAUGUAUCGAGGAAAAGGUGACCGGAUCGAAAAUAAAAACUAAGCAGAACAAUCUAAUGGAUCAGUAUCAGAAGUGUUUGAGGAUUUGAAUUGGAAAAAAUGUCUAAAUUCGAGAGUGAUCUGGCUGUCUUAACU
Molecule: messenger RNA, 1458 nt
Organism: Uranotaenia lowii
Lineage: Eukaryota; Metazoa; Arthropoda; Insecta; Diptera; Culicidae
Exons: 4
Coding region: 174-1412 (412 amino acids)
Source: RefSeq, a predicted model, not a curated record